AUGGGGCUUGUUGCCCGCUCCGCCCGCAGCGAUAGCCAGCACGGUGGAGGAUUUCGGAGUAAAGGGACUCCAACUGGUCAAGGUUCCUCAGCUUCUGCUUGGCCAGAAUCCACUGCCCUCAGGCUGUCUAUGGCCCUGGCACAGGGCAGGCACUCUGGGGCCAACAAAGGCUGCUAUGAGGUCACCAUGCUGGCGGCGAAGGUGUACAGUGUCCUAGAAGAGAGGUACUGUGAGAAAUUACCUCGUCUCCUGCUCCUGAUAACGGCUGAAGGUAAAGCCUACAUAGCAGAUAGUGGGUUUGGAAUUGCCUCUUACCAAACGUGGCAGCCGAUAGGGCUGGUUUCCGGAAAGGACCAGCCCCAAUCUCCCGGCAUCUUCCGCCUGGCGGAAGAUAAUGCAGCCUGGUACUUUGGUAAAAUAAAAAGGAAACCAUACACCACAAACCGAAUACUCUCUCAUCUGGGGAAGAGAGAUUACAGAAAAAUCUACUCAUUCACUUUUGAGCCUCACACCAUAGAAGACUUCUCUUAUGCAAACAAAUAUCAUCACAACUCUCCAGAAUCAAUGCUUACCAAAAAUUCCAUCUGUUGCCUAUGGACUUUGGAGGGGUCGAGCACUUUAACUGGCUGGACCCUAACCACGGUGAUAUUCAAUUAUAAGGAUGACACGGACCUGGUGACAUCCACGACUGUGAAAGGUAAAGACAUAGAGAAGAUUCUGAGGGAAAAAUUCAAUAUAGUUUUGGAGAGAAAGUUUGUACCAUGUUCUUCCAAGGACGUGGCGUUGUUAGAUUAG
Messenger RNA from Tachyglossus aculeatus (Australian echidna), 795 nucleotides. Its product is annotated as arylamine N-acetyltransferase, pineal gland isozyme NAT-10-like. The record is from RefSeq and is a predicted model, not a curated record. Lineage: Eukaryota; Metazoa; Chordata; Mammalia; Monotremata; Tachyglossidae. The transcript is spliced from 4 exons. Gene Ontology annotation, molecular function: acetyltransferase activity. Bases 1 to 795 code for a protein of 264 amino acids.